Folsomia candida is the source of this 1681-nucleotide messenger RNA. RefSeq lists its product as uncharacterized. The record is from RefSeq and is a predicted model, not a curated record. The transcript has 11 exons. NCBI's taxonomy places the organism in Eukaryota, Metazoa, Arthropoda, Collembola, Entomobryomorpha, Isotomidae. The coding region runs from base 446 to 1399 and encodes 317 amino acids.
ACAAUUUAAUAGUAUAAUUACAAAAGGGAAAACUGCUGCAACGCCGGCAUUAUGUGGCGACAAAGAUCUCCAACAUCCUCACGCUGCAAUUCCAACAAACAACAAUGUUACCUGCUAUUCACAAAAGGCUUAUCAAACAAUUGUAAGUCGCUGUCAGAAAAAAACAGAGUGCAAGUUCCAGGUCUCGCCUCGAAAUUUGGGUGGCGAAUUUGGCUGUCCCCAUGCGCGAAAAUUUGUAGAAAUUGCAUACAAAUGUAGACCAAGCCAAUUUAGAUCCGUUAUUGGAUGUGAGAGUGACCUGGUUCAAUUAACUUGUAAUCCAAACUCUAGGCUGGCCAUUUAUUCAGCAAACUUUGGAAGAACCGAAUAUGAAUCAGUGCAGUGUCCGCAGCCAUCGUUUGUUGACGACGAAACUUGUUUGGCCAGUUUUGGGACGGAGACUGUAAUGCAAAUGUGCCAUGGGAAGAGAAAGUGUUCCAUUCGAGCGGAGGCGUCCACGUUUGGAAGGCCGUGCAAACCACAAUCGAGAAAUUACCUUAAAGUCAUUCAUACCUGUGUUCCGAGGAAGGUUUUGAAAAAAAAGUUUCAAGGGGAACUGGAAUCGGAUGAAACUGAUGACAACCCUGACGAGUCGGAGGAUAGAACAAAUGAUGAUUCGACUUCCAUGAUCAUUGAGCACUCAGCCAUGAUACCUUCUUCAAAUCAUCCAUUCGAACCCCGUGAUCCCCAUUCGACACAAGAUUCGUCAGAAUCACAAGUUCUAUUCAACUCGAAUCACGACGACUCAUCAUCCUCACCAACGGGAGGGAAGGACGACAACUUUGGGGCAAGGUCUUCAGCCGUGCAGAAUUCUGACACAGAUAUUCACGAGGUGGGUGUUGAUGAUGGCCAGAGUAAUGGUGGCAGUCACAAUUACACGGGAAGCUCGGAGGACAUUCGGUUUAUUAACCUCAUCUCGCAAAGCAUCAAUGCGUACGCUUUUAUCGAAAGAAACAGUCACACUUUCUGGCUUCUGAUUGCAAUUAGCAUGCUGUCGGUAUUCCUCCUGUUACUCUUCCUCCUAUUGAUCCGCCUCGUUUAUGUUCGACACAAAGGAAACAAAAAGGUUCAAGAGGAACAGAAAAUGAAAUCAUCCACGAUACGUCGUGCUUCGGGGCUAAGUGAUAUUGAUGAGCUGAGUCUGGUUCUCGAUCCGACGGAAUACGUACAUUUGUCCACUAUUCAGAGAAGAAGUAAUCCAUCUAGCUCUACUUUCGGGUCGGGUGGACUUGCAAAAAAUAACCGGGUUGUUCGCUACUCUAACAGCAGAAACUCCAUGUUGGGCAGGCAAGAAAGUGACACUUCUCCCAGAAGCUUUCACCAAGAGCACGAGUCAGAUAUUCAUUUCUUCUUUGGAUAAAAAAGGAGAACAUUUGAUUGCUUACUUAUCUUAGCUUAUCUUAUAUUCAGUUGACUUCUUAUUUCUAUGCAAUACUUGAUAAGUAUACGAAUAUAAGAUAAGUAAAAACAGGCCAUGAAACUUAAUUAUUCUGGUCGAAAUUCUAAGUCAUAUUGGUUAAGCUACUUAUUUAGUUGUGUGUUUACUUCGUAUACUGCAAAUAUUUUAUUUUAUUUUUGUGCUGAGAAAGUUAAUAAAUGAAAUCUGGACAUGCAUUAUAACCAGUUAUUUAAAAUAAAAAAA